Elephantulus edwardii (Cape elephant shrew) is the source of this 2430-nucleotide messenger RNA. It is a transcript of the gene TBX3, whose product is annotated as T-box 3. Gene Ontology annotation, biological process: heart looping; positive regulation of cell population proliferation; positive regulation of DNA-templated transcription. Gene Ontology annotation, cellular component: nucleus. Bases 253 to 2430 code for a protein of 725 amino acids. NCBI's taxonomy places the organism in Eukaryota, Metazoa, Chordata, Mammalia, Macroscelidea, Macroscelididae. The record is from RefSeq and is a predicted model, not a curated record. Gene Ontology annotation, molecular function: RNA polymerase II cis-regulatory region sequence-specific DNA binding; DNA-binding transcription factor activity, RNA polymerase II-specific. The transcript is spliced from 7 exons.
CCGGGGCAACGAUGUCUCCUGUUUUCUCGUCUCUUUAAAAGCAGCAGUUUUUUCUCCCUAAAGACACUCUCCCUCGCCUCCCUUAGAGGUCCUACAGCUGCAAUUUGCCGCCGUUUUGGUUUUGUUUUGACUUUUUACGUUAUUUUUUUUUUUUAAACUAUGUGCUGCUUUUAAGGAAGGGAAGGGGAAGCAAAACAAAACAGCAGCUGCGGACUCGUCCCCGGCUGGAGCCCAGCGCCCCGCCUGGAGUGGAUGAGCCUCUCCAUGAGAGAGCCGGUCAUUCCUGGGACGAGCAUGGCUUACCAUCCGUUCCUACCUCACCGGGCGCCGGACUUCGCCAUGAGCGCGGUGCUGGGCCACCAGCCGCCCUUCUUCCCCGCGCUGACUCUGCCUCCCAACGGCGCCGCGGCGCUCUCGCUGCCCGGCGCCCUGGCCAAGCCGAUCAUGGAUCAAUUGGUGGGGGCAGCGGAGACCGGCAUCCCUUUCUCCUCCCUGGGGCCACAGACGCAUCUGAGGCCUCUGAAGACCCUGGAGCCCGAGGAGGAGGUGGAGGACGACCCCAAGGUGCACCUCGAAGCUAAAGAACUCUGGGAUCAGUUUCACAAGCGGGGUACCGAGAUGGUGAUUACUAAAUCGGGAAGACGAAUGUUUCCUCCGUUUAAAGUGAGAUGUUCUGGGCUGGAUAAAAAAGCGAAAUAUAUCUUAUUGAUGGACAUUAUCGCCGCUGACGACUGUAGAUACAAGUUUCACAAUUCCCGGUGGAUGGUGGCCGGGAAGGCGGACCCCGAAAUGCCGAAGCGAAUGUACAUUCAUCCCGACAGCCCAGCCACUGGAGAACAGUGGAUGUCCAAAGUGGUCACUUUCCACAAACUGAAACUCACCAACAAUAUUUCGGACAAGCACGGAUUUACUAUAUUGAACUCCAUGCACAAAUACCAACCCCGCUUCCACAUUGUAAGAGCCAAUGAUAUCUUGAAGCUUCCUUACAGCACAUUUCGAACGUACUUGUUCCCUGAGACGGAAUUUAUUGCUGUGACUGCCUAUCAGAAUGAUAAGAUAACUCAGUUAAAAAUAGACAACAAUCCUUUUGCCAAAGGUUUCCGGGACACUGGGAAUGGCAGAAGAGAGAAAAGAAAGCAGCUGACCCUUCAGUCCAUGAGGGUGUUUGAUGAGAGACACAAGAAGGAGAACGGGGCCUCAGAUGACUCCUCCAGCGAGCAGGCCACCUUCAACUGCUUUGCCCAGUCCUCAUCCCCUGCUGUGUCCACAGUGGGAACAUCCAACCUCAAAGAUCUGUGUCCCAGCGAGGGCGAGAGCGACGCGGAGGCAGAAAGCAAAGAGGAGCCGGGGCCAGAGGCCUGCGACGCGGCCAGGAUCUCCACCACCACGUCGGAGGAGCCUUGCCGCGACAAGGGCAGCCCGGGCUCCAAGACGCACCUCUUCGCGCCGGGGGACAGCGGCCGGCCCCGGGACAGCGGGCGGCUGGACAAGGCGUCGCCUGAUUCGCGCCACAGCCCGGCCACCAUCUCGUCCAGCACCCGCAGCCUGGGCGUGGAGGAGCGCAGGAGCCCUGGCCGCGAGGGCGCGCUGGCGGCCAAAGCCGAGGAGGCGCGCGCGCUGCCGGCCAAGGAGGCCUUUGCGCCGCUGUCGGUGCAAACCGAGGCGGCCGCGCACCUGGGCCAGGGCCCCCUGCCCGGCCUCGGCUUCGCCCCCAGCCUGGCUGGCCAGCAGUUCUUCAACGGCCACCCGCUCUUCCUGCAUCCCAGCCAGUUCGCCAUGGGAGGCGCUUUCUCCAGCAUGGCAGCCGGCAUGGGGCCCCUGCUGGCCACGGUGUCUGGGGCCUCCACCGGCGUCUCAGGCCUGGAUUCCACUGCCAUGGCUUCUGCUGCCGCAGCGGCGCAGGGACUGUCGGGGGCCUCGGCGGCCACCCUGCCCUUCCACCUCCAGCCACACGUCCUGGCUUCUCAGGGCCUGGCCAUGUCGCCUUUCGGAAGCCUCUUCCCCUACCCCUACACUUACAUGGCCGCGGCCGCCGCCGCCUCCUCGGCAGCAGCGUCCAGCUCCGUGCACCGCCACCCUUUCCUCAACCUCAACACCAUGCGGCCCAGGCUGCGCUACAGCCCCUACUCCAUCCCGGUGCCCGUGCCCGACAGCAGCAGCCUGCUCGCCACCGCCCUGCCCUCCAUGCCGCCAGCCGCGGGCCCCCUGGACGCCAAGGCCACCACGCUGGCUGCCAGCCCGGCCUCGGUGGCCGUGGACUCGGGCUCGGAACUCAACAGCCGCUCCUCCACCCUCUCCUCCGGCUCCGUGUCCUUGUCGCCCAAGCUGUGCGGGGACAAGGAGGCGGCCAGCAGCGAGCUGCAGAGCAUCCAGCGACUGGUCAGCGGCUUGGAAGCCAAGCCGGACAGGUCCCGCAGUGCGUCCCCGUAA